Molecule: messenger RNA, 537 nt
Organism: Oppiella nova
Lineage: Eukaryota; Metazoa; Arthropoda; Arachnida; Sarcoptiformes; Oppiidae
Source: the annotation of a GenBank genome assembly
AUUCACAGCACAUGUAAGGGAGAGGACAGUUAUUUUCAAAACUAUUGAGUAGAAUAUGAGAGUAAAAGUUUGCAAUAGUUUUGUAGCAACAGAUCGGUUGUGAGUUUGAGUGAAGGCAUACCUUAAGCCCGAUAUAAAUUGAAUGAGACUUUUAUAAAGAUUUUCCAUACAAUUAACAACCUCUCAAGAGUAUUCAAUAAAUACUGAAUUCAAACUUCACCCAAAUUCUUGACCCAAAGAAUGUCGACAAUAAUGGCAAUCAUAAAGGCCUUGUAUCCAGUCAUGAUAUUGGGGUUUAUAGUGCCGGUCAUACUUUGUGAUAGCACUCACAUGUCGGGCAAAUCCAAUGCCAUCGACGACAACACCAAUAAUGAAAUAACAAAGUUUGAUAAGAAUCUGGAGAAUCUGGUGCCACAGUAUUCCGUAGACCACAGUCUAGUGGACAACUCAUUCAUAUCAUCCUUAUAUCAACAGGAGGUCUGCCGUAGAAAUAUGGUUAAUAUGGUGUAUGAACUGUGCAGACCCUACUUCAGAGCC